Molecule: messenger RNA, 339 nt
Organism: Triticum aestivum (bread wheat)
Lineage: Eukaryota; Viridiplantae; Streptophyta; Magnoliopsida; Poales; Poaceae
Product: zinc finger protein 7-like
Exons: 1
Coding region: 1-339 (112 amino acids)
Molecular function (GO): DNA-binding transcription factor activity
Source: RefSeq, a predicted model, not a curated record
AUGGAGCAAGCGAGCAGCGCGCAGGCCGAGCUUAGCCUCGAGCUCACCCUGGCCGCCGACGUGGGUGUGGUGCCGGCGGAGGCAGGCUUUUUCCUCUGCGUCUACUGCUACCGCAGGUUCCGCACCUCGCAGGCACUCGGCAGCCACCAAAACGCGCACAAGCAAGAGCGCGCCGUCGCUAAGCGACGCCGGGAUGCCGCCGCCGCGAUGCGCCCCUCCCCUGCCAGGAAGGCUGCUGCUCGAAUGCCGGAGGAGCCUGCUGGUGGUGUCAUGGCGCACAAGGACGGCAGCAGCUGCCGGGAGAGCGACCCCGAGCUGGACUUGUCUCUCCGUCUGUAA